ACUGCGGCCCGCAAGUAUGAACAGUAGCAAUUAUAUGGCCCAACGUAAAAAAAGGUUGAGUAUGACUCCUCUACAGUGACGACAACUUAAUAGAUUCAAACGUUAGCGGUGUUUCAAGAUUCAGAGUAUAGACUGCGCAUGCGCGAAUUUUGGUCACUAAUAAGUUGAGUACAAAAAGGUCAUGGAAUAAAGAAAUCUGCCAAGAUAUUGGGGACGCCAACCACAAUCGUCCGCGCUCCAGAAAUCCACCAACUAAAAGUUCAACCUGACCACUGCAUGGACUCAAGAAUGGACCACUCAAAAGGCAAUAGAAUGCCCUGCAUCACCCAAAAGCACCGGGGUUUGACCUACCUCGCAGAACCUGGUGCACACUUAAUAGAAUUAAAACGCAACAUGGCAGAUGCGCAUAUUUUCUGCACAAAUGGGGCAAACAUCCAUCACCAUACUGCGACUGCGGAGAUUAUCAAACGAUCAAACACAUCACGGAGGAAUGUCCCACAAGAUCGUCAAGAUCCUACAACGGUAGACCUGAAGUGUUCUGCUUCAUUUAAGUUUACUGUGUCUGAGUUGCCAUACGAUAAAUAAAUCAAUGAAUAUUUUGAUUACCUUAUCAAUAAUUAUUGGAAAAAAAUGUAUGUGUUCGGAUAGGAUAUGAGGUAGGUUAAUGAAAAAAUUCAUUGUUAUAUUGAAUUUUGAAGUCAUUAUCCCUCGAUGCUUUAAUACAAAUUAAUACUUUUUAUCAAAAAUUAUCCAAUGAUUCAAUAUGGAUUUUUCUUUUCGAUUUAUAUCUCAUCAAUGGGUCUCAACUUACUGAUUCACUUCUACCUCUAUUUUCAAAAGAUUCAGAUGAAUUGAAUUCGCCUAGAACCUAUGAGAGGUGUAUAUAGCAGGGACCACUUGCCAUAUUAACGAUUCCAUCAGUGGUAAAGAUUCCCGAGUGAUAAGUGGCUUCGUAGAAUGGGUAAUCUGAAUGAAAUGUGGUAUCGAAAGUAUUCUGUGUUAUGAAUGAAUCAUUUUGUCGUGUUGAGAUUAUGUAGAUUAUUGUGUAUAUCUAAAGAAUAUUGUGUGGUUUAGAAAAAACUAUUUGGUCGCAUAGAAAAGUUCAAAAAAGGCUACAAAUCGAACUACGAAUUCAACUUGAUAUUCAUAUACUGCACAGAUAACAGAGUAGAUAUACUGCGUUGUCAAACUCCAAACCAUAGAUAAAUAAAAUACAAGGACCUCUAAUCUAUGCUCCAAACUGUGUUUUAACUUCUAUGCUAUCUAUUCAUCUAUGGACUAUUUCUGUCCAUAAUCUGUGAUCUAACCUACAAUCCCCUAAAAUGAAAAUUUCAAACCGAAAGAAAUAAAUUGCACCAACAAAAUUCUAAAAUGAUUACAACAACUUCUAAGACAAUUAUUCGACAGCAUGUAACACGUAAUAUAUGUAAAUAUGUAAAUUCUGAUCGUUCGGCAAGAGUAAUUCGUCAAAAAUUCCUAGAUUAUUUCUUAAAGGAUUGCAAUCAUCAAUUCAUUCGUUCAAGUCCUGUAGUACCUUAUUGCGAUCCUUCUGUUGCAUUUGUAAAUGCUGGAAUGAAUCAGUUCAAAAAUAUUUUUGUUGGUAAUCAAGAACCUAAAUUCAGCAAAGUAGCAAAUUCACAAAAAUGCAUUAGAGUCGGAGGAAAGCAUAAUGACCUAAACGUUGUUGGUACAGAUGGUUAUCAUCACACCUUCUUUGAAAUGCUGGGAAACUGGUCUUUUGGAGAUUACUUUAAGACUGAAGCUUGUGAAUUAGCUUGGAAGUUGUUACUGGAUGUUUAUAAGUUACCAAGCGAUAGACUUUAUGUUACAUAUUUUGAAGGGGAUGAGAAAUUAGAACUUGAGGAGGAUUUAGAAACUAAAGAAAUUUGGCAAUCUCUAGGCGUUAGACCUGAUAGAAUUAUUCCAUUUGGUUUAAAUGAGAAUUUCUGGGAAAUGGGAGCAACUGGACCAUGUGGUCCUUGUACCGAGAUACAUUAUGAUCAUAUCGGAUUUGAGAAUCGCUCAAAUCUCCUCAAUAAAGGUCUUUUUGACCUUACAGAACUUUGGAAUAUUGUCUUCAUAGAGUAUAACAGAAAUAUCGAUGGUUCAAUUUCAGUUUUACCUAAUAAACAUGUAGAUACAGGAAUGGGUUUUGAAAGACUCACAGCUAUCCUUCAAGAUAAAAAUAGUAAUUAUGAUACAGAUACUUUCACAUACCUUAUAGAAGCAAUAGAGAAAAAUUGUCCACACUUAGAAAAAUAUAAGGGACUGUAUGGGGAAAAAGACUGGAACAACUUAGAUACAUCUUAUAGAAUUUUAGCAGACCAUUUAAGAAUGAUAACAACAUGUUUAGCAGAUGGAAUGGUACCAGAACAGAAUCAAAAAUUAAGGAGAAUAAUGAGAAAAUGUUUUUCACUUAGUACCAAUGUUUUUCAAAAAGAUGGAUUAGUGAAGGAGUUAUCAAAUUAUGUGGUAGAUAAUUUGGGUCAUGUAUAUCCCGAAAUGGAAAGAAAUAUUUCUCAGAUUCAUCAAAUUAUAGACUAUGAAGAAGAAGUAUAUAAGGACUUACAGAAGAGUGCUGAAAGUGAGUGGGGAGAAUUAGUCAAAGGAAAUGAAAAAUUGAAACAUUUAGAUGUUCUAGAAGCUCCUAGCCUCAUACCUGCCUAUAAAGAUUUAAUGAAAUUAAAACCUAAAGAAAUAAAUGGAGAGAUUGCAUUCAAAUUGUAUGAUACUUUUGGCUUAGAUCCAUCUGUUAUAGAAAAGUUGGCUAUGUCUAUAAAUUUACCUUUCGAUAAAAAACAAUUGAUGAUUGAAUUAGAAAUAGCUAAAAAGAAAAGUAAGCAGAAAUCAGAAAUAAGAAUGAAUGAUCUGCUUCAUCAGUUUGCAUUAGAAUCUAUACCAAAAACUUGUGAUAAUUCAAAAUAUAAUUACAGAAAACUGGAAAAUAAUAAUUAUGAAUUUGAACCUUUGAAAGUUAAAGUUUUGCGAAUAAUUCAUCAUAAUGAGGUUGUAAGAAAAAUAGGAUCAGAUACUUUUUGUAGUUUGCUCUUAGAUAAGACAAAUUUAUAUAGUGAAGCAGGGGGCCAAGCUAGUGACAAAGGUAUAAUUCAGUUUGAUAAAGCUAUCUUUGAUGUCACUGAAACUGAAAAAUUGAAUUCUUAUAUACUACAUAAAGGGUUCCUGAAAUGCAAAAGUACUUAUAAUUUGUGUGUUGAUUCAGUGGGUACAUUAUUAGUUGAUAAAGAGAACAGGAUUAGUAUAAUGAAGAAUCAUACUGCUACUCAUUUACUGAAUUCAGUAUUGAAACAAUUGAAGGGAGCAACAUGUCAAAAGUCUAGUAAAGUUACAGAAAAUUUUUUUAAUCUUGAUAUUGCUAUAUUUGGUCCUAAAUUGACGAUCACAGAUAUUGAGGAAAUUGAAUAUAAAAUAAACAGUAUCAUUUCAAAAAAAUUGGAUGUUGAAACAAUGAUAAUCGACAGUCAAAAGUUAUUAGAAUAUGAUGAUAUUAUAACAGUCCCUGGUGAAAUAUAUCCUGAGGAAAAUUUGAGGUUAGUUGAAAUAAAAGAAAAAGACAGAGUUAUUUCUAGAGAACCUUGCUGUGGUACCCAUGUUACUAAUACUUCAGAUAUUGAACACUUUUCAUUAGUGAAAAUGAAAUAUCUAGGAAGGAGUACUGUAUCCUUAAAUGGAGUAACAGGGCAUAAUUCUAAAAUGGCAACUGAAAAUGGAUCAGAAAUUUCUGACGAAGUUAAUAUGUUAAAGAAGACAGUUUCUGAAAAUAUAGAUAAACCAGAUGUUCUAAAUAUUGCUGUUGCUUCAUUAAGAAGUAAAAUAAUAGCCUCUGAAACAUUACUACCAGUUUAUAUUAAACAGAAAUGUUUGAAAGACCUUGAUGAUAUUAGUAAACAAGUUAAGACUAUAGCAAAAGUAACUUUGAAUGAGUUUAUCGAUAUGGAGAUGCAAAAUGUGCUGGAUUCAAAAGUUCAAACUACUUAUUCAAACAAAAAAUACAUAAUUCACUACCUCAGAACCUCAAUGAUUCUAGAAACAGUUCCUCUGCAAAGAGCAACAAAAAUGUGUAAAAAUAUUCCUGUUAUGGUGAUCUCCUAUACUGAUAAUGUCGUCCAAGCAAGAUGUUGUGUCCCAAAAAAAUUUUGUACUGAAAAUUUUACUGCCGAUAAAUGGUUGCAGGAAAGUGCAGUGAAAGUGUUUGAAGGAUGUAUUACAAAUGUUAAAGGACAAAGUGAGAAACUUGUGUGUAAUAUGAAACCUAAAAGGGUAAAUAUUCAAGAUUGGGAUUAUCUUCUGAAGCACAGCAUGCAAGCAGCACAAGAGUUUGUAGAUAAAUAUUUGUAAAUGUUAUUCAAAUUAUUUAUAUUAAAAUAAAAUUAUUGAAUUGUUUA
Molecule: messenger RNA, 4403 nt
Organism: Harmonia axyridis
Lineage: Eukaryota; Metazoa; Arthropoda; Insecta; Coleoptera; Coccinellidae
Gene: AlaRS-m
Product: alanine--tRNA ligase, mitochondrial
Exons: 1
Coding region: 1372-4356 (994 amino acids)
Biological process (GO): alanyl-tRNA aminoacylation; tRNA modification
Cellular component (GO): cytoplasm; mitochondrion
Molecular function (GO): aminoacyl-tRNA deacylase activity; ATP binding; nucleic acid binding
Source: RefSeq, a predicted model, not a curated record